AUGAGUAAACAUCUAAAAACUCACGCACCAUUUCCUGCUUUCCUUGUGUUUUUCCUCGUAUUAUUGUUGCUACUAAGCAGCGUUAAGUCAGAAUCACUUUCAUUCAACUUCCCAAAUUUUGGGCAAGCACAAGACUUGGGAAGUUUGCGUUUUCUUGGCGAUGCACGUCCAUUAAGUGGUGUAAUACAAUUAACAAGAAGAGAUGAAAUAAACGGUACUGUUACUGUUCAACUAAAGAGUGUUGGUCGAGUAGUCUAUAUUCCACGCGUGCAUCUCUGGGACAAGAGCACAGGAAAGCAUGCAAACUUUGAAACAGAGUUCACUUUCGUGGUAGAUUCAGCUGGUUCACAAAUUCAUGCUGAUGGGUUGUCCUUCUUUAUCAUACCAUCCAAUGAUGAUCCUAUAAUACCAAAAAAUUCAUUCGGGGGAUUCCUUGGACUAUUCAAUCCUGAAAUUGCUUUCAACGAAGCGAAAAACCAAAUUGUGGCUAUUGAAUUUGACAGCUUUGGAAAUGAAUGGGAUCCCAUUCCUACAGCCAUUGCUCCUCAUAUUGGAAUUGACAUAAACUCUAUUGAAUCAAAGGAGCAUAAAGAUUGGCCUAUUAAUUCUGUUCCGGAAAGAUCAAUUGCAAAAGCUAUUAUUAGCUACAACUCUAAUGCAAAGGAAUUGAGAGCCUCAGUAUCAUAUCCUAAUAUUCAAAUUCAACCAACCGUCGUCUCACAAAACAUUGAUUUGAGUGUUAUUCUACCGGAAUGGGUUAGAAUUGGUUUCUCAGGUGCCACUGGUCUAGUGGUUGAAACACAUGACAUUCUUUCCUGGUCUUUCAAUUCACUAAUCUAG
This is a messenger RNA of Abrus precatorius (Indian licorice), 840 nucleotides long. RefSeq names its product mannose/glucose-specific lectin-like. Lineage: Eukaryota; Viridiplantae; Streptophyta; Magnoliopsida; Fabales; Fabaceae. Gene Ontology annotation, molecular function: carbohydrate binding. Bases 1 to 840 code for a protein of 279 amino acids. The transcript has a single exon. The record is from RefSeq and is a predicted model, not a curated record.